Molecule: messenger RNA, 1585 nt
Organism: Dimorphilus gyrociliatus
Lineage: Eukaryota; Metazoa; Annelida; Polychaeta; Dinophilidae
Source: the annotation of a GenBank genome assembly
AAUGAAUAUUAAUGAUUUACCUAAUGAAAUCUUAUCAAUUAUAUUUAGCUAUUUAAAUGUGAAAAAUCGAUACUAUAAUAGAUUUGUCUGUAAAAAAUGGAAUACAUUGCUUGCUGCUUUAUUGGGCGAUGAUGGAUGGAUAAUAAUUCAUAAGGAUAUCAAUGUACCAAAAGUUUCUAAUAGAUAUAAUAUCGCUCUAUAUGAUGCUGACAUUAACAUUAAUCAACUUCUUCCAUAUGCAAACCGGGUUAAAGGUCUAAAAAUAGCUUGUGCUAUUAACUGGGAAUCACUAGUUAAUUUCCUAAAAAAUAUAAAAGAGCUAGAGCAUUUAGAUCUGACAUCUUGCUCAGCAUCUUCCUUUCCAAAUAUUCCAUUGCAUCAUCUGAAAAUAUUACAUAUUGGUAGCCUAUGUUCAUUUGAUUUGGGAAAAGUCCUUAGCAAAGCAUCUUCUCUGAAACAUUUAACCUUUCAUCAAAGCCAUUAUAAUUCUUCUGUGGACAACUUCAUUCGAAAUUCAAAGUCAUUAGAAGGAGUUCACUUUGAAAGGAUUGUAGAAGAGAAUAGAGAUUUAAUAAACCUAUUCGAAAAUGGUAUUAAUCAUUUGAAAGUAUUUAAACAAAGCGGAACUUUAACGAACGCCUUUCUUCCAUAUUCAAAUGAAGUUUUAGAAAAACUAACUAUUAGUGGAACGGGAUUAACAGGGGAUCUUUCAUUGAUGCUUCUUUUUAAGUUAGCAUCUCAACUAAAGUUUCUCAAGUUAGCUACACCAGGUUUGAGAAUUGAUUGGAAUAUUCUUAAGAAAGUUACACAGUUAAAGGAAUUACAUAUAUCUAACAAUUCAGGAGAAUUAGAUAAAUCGCUUUCCAGUUUAACAUUACUUAAAUGUCUUGACGUUGCGUCAUUUUCUACAAUUACCUCAUCAACAUUGAAAAUAUUACGAACAAAUUGUUCCUUAUUAUCUCAUUUAAAUAUAAGCGGAACUUCUAAUAUCAACAACGAAGAUGUAAAUGAACUGGUAAAAUGUUUACCAAAAUUGGAAACAUUAUUCUUGGAUCAUUGUUUCUCAUUAACCUUUCAAUGUUUGAUUGACGUUCAUAUCUUCUGUAGAAAUUUACGAGCUCUAAGCCUACAGAAAUUGAAAAAAGACGAGACUGCUUUAGAAGACGUUGCCAAAUUAAAAAAGCUUGAAUAUUUGAAUAUAGCAUUCUGUAAAUUAUCUAAUUCAUGGUUUCAAUCGACCUGUUAUAAAUUAUUAACAGUUAUAAAACUAAGUCAUACGAAUAUAACUGACGAAGGAGUUUUACAUUUAGUUAAAAAUUCCUAUAGAAUUAGAGAAAUCAAUUUAAUGGCAACUGAAAUAACUGGUGAUUGUUUACGUUAUCUAAUAACUGUUCAUUCAUUACGAGUUCUUGAUAUAACUUCUUGCGAAAAUAUAUUGGAAGAAGUAUUAAAUGAAGUUAAAGACAACAAUAGACUUAAUCAUUUAUUUUCUUCAAUACCAACACCUAUGGCUUUGGAUUGUCCUUGUAUAGCUCUACAUCAAAAGUCGAAUGUUCCUUUUCAUAAAAUAUUUACAAUAACUUAA